Messenger RNA from Monopterus albus (swamp eel), 3539 nucleotides. It is a transcript of the gene dcaf12, whose product is annotated as DDB1 and CUL4 associated factor 12. Bases 375 to 1799 code for a protein of 474 amino acids. NCBI's taxonomy places the organism in Eukaryota, Metazoa, Chordata, Actinopteri, Synbranchiformes, Synbranchidae. Gene Ontology annotation, cellular component: Cul4-RING E3 ubiquitin ligase complex. Gene Ontology annotation, molecular function: protein binding. The transcript is spliced from 9 exons. The record is from RefSeq and is a predicted model, not a curated record.
GUAAUGACCUUGUUUUUGUUGGUGCUUAAUUUGAGUGCGACUGCGCUCUGCUCAAUGCUUUCGCCAUUGCUGACACGGCUUGGCAAGAGAAGCAGAGCGUGAACCCCGUGGCUUUGGCUAUUGAGUCUGUGGAAAUAGAACAGGUUGUACGCUCUCAGUGUAGCAUUAUUUGGAAUCCUGGGAGAUAGGCUAACGGUUGCAAUUUAAUCUUAGCCAACGAUUAACCAAUCUCUCCCGUAUGUAAUCGCCCUUCCUCGUCGUCGGACGCUACCAGUGGGGGCCAAGGAACAAAAUAGCAUAUCGCCAUUAUAUGAUCAAGUGUCCAGCGUCACUUUUACCCUCCAUGUGGGUCAGGGAACUGUGUGUGUCGGAUUAUGGCGAGAAAAACAGUUAGCAGGAAAAGGAAGGUAGGAGAGCCCAAGGACCAACAACAGCUGGACUGGUGUCAGGUGCCAUACAAGCGCAAUUGUGCUUCUUGUUCGUCACAUCAUGCCCAGCAGUGGUGGUACAGUCGGCACUCUGUGGUUUGGGCCCUCCGGGGGCGGGAAUUCAGGCCUCAACAGCAGCACGAGUUGCGGCUCCAGCGGAGUCUGCGGGGAUUUGCAGCUGGGAGGCUCCCUGGUAUCCUCAGAGAGAGGGAAUUUUCUCUGGGGCGACUUAACAAGGUGUUCGCUUCACAGUGGCUCAACUACCGGCAGGUAGUGUGUGGGACCAAGUGUAACACGCUUUUUGUAGUUGAUGUCCUGACGGGGCAGAUAACACGCAUUCCUAUGCUGAAGGACAGGGAGUGUCAUGGUGUAGGCUCCGGGGUGGUGGGUGUGAUGGUGGCAGGCCGGCAUUACCACCCUGUGGGAGGUUCGCAUUCCCGCAUGGACCUGCAGGGCUGUGGAAUCCAUGCUAUUGAACUCAAUCCUUCCAGAACGCUGCUUGCCACUGGAGGAGACAAUCCCAACAGCUUGGCCAUCUAUCAGCUGCCCACACUAGAUCCUGUUUGUGUUGGAGAUGAUGGCCACAAUGACUGGAUCUUCUCUAUAGCAUGGAUCAGUGACAACUUGGCAGUUUCUGGGUCCAGAGAUGGCUCCAUGGGCCUGUGGGAGGUAACAGAGGAAGUAAUGAGCCAGGCUGAAAGGACUCAGAAUGAUGAGGCAGUACCCUCCUAUGCCCACAUCUCCCACCGUGCCCUCAAAGACAUUCCAAAGGAGUUAACCAACCCAUACAAUUGCAAAGUCCGCGCUCUAGCCUUCAACACUAAUCAUAAAGAACUGGGUGCUGUGUCCUUGGACGGCUAUUUCCACCUCUGGAAGGCUGAGCAUAACUUGUGCAAGAUACUGUCCACCAAGCUGACUCACUGCAAAGAGAAUGUGUGUCUGACAUAUGGACAGGACUGGUCGGUGUACGCUGUGGGCUCUCAGGCCCAUGUCUCUUUUCUGGAUCCACGGCAGCCAACGACUAGCAUCAAGUCCGUCAGUUCCAGAGAGAGAGGAAGUGGAAUCCGUUCAGUGAGUUUCUAUGAGCACAUUGUGACAGUAGGCACUGGCCAAGGUUCCCUUCUGUUCUAUGACAUCCGGGCUCAGAGAUUCCUGGAGAACCCAUUGAAUCGAGAUGGCAUCCUCAAGCUUACUACAGGGAAAGGCUGGCUGAAUCACGAUGAGACGUGGAGGAGUUACUUCUCAGACAUUCAUUCCUUCCCCAACGCGGUGUACACCCACUGCUACGACGAGUCUGGCACUAAGCUGUUUGUAGCAGGUGGACCGCUCUGUUCUGGCCUGCAUGGCAACUACGCAGGACUUUGGAGUUAGCCUUUUCUUCUCCUCCAUCACUGCAUUCUGGUCCAGAUUUUUACUGAGCCAGUCCCUCCAUCCCUCUCCCUCUUCAAGUCUGUUGUAUGUGAUCACUGUCUUUGGUAUCCCUCUUGCUCAUUUAAAUGUCACUCUGUUUUGCUCACAUGUGGGCUCAGGAGCAUGAUCUUGCCCCUACCAUAUCACGGCUUUGUAUAUUCUUGUGUAUUUUUGUGUAGACCAUUACACUAUCACUUCUCUCUAAUUAUUCCUUAGCUCAAUUCACCUCAGCUACUCUGUUGAUUUUUAUAUAAAAAUGUACAAAUAAUUAUCUAGUAAUUUUCAGGAGCUGCAAAGUCUGCCACUGAGGAACUCUCAGAAGAGUUUUGAAAAAACUAACAAUAAAGUUGUGUAUGUUUUCCUCAUUUAAAACAUCCAACAUGCAGGGAGUUAAGCUAUGGUCUUUGGCUCACUUGUUUUUGUAAGUAAGGAUAGUGUUUAUUGCUGCUUUCUCUGUGAUAAACGACAGUGUCUUUGUGAAAUACUUGUGGAAUUUUCUCCAAAAAUAGUUCCUUUUCACUCUGUCAUUGAAAUGGAUGGCAAUACAAGAGAGGAAGAAAUACUGAAGAGAAGAGAAUUCAUUUUAAAGAACUGAACAGGAUGGAGAAUAUUUACUGGUUGGAACAGCUUGUCCUGUCCUACAACAAUCACAAAGCACUUCUCUCUUCUGUCAGAAGUAAAACAAAGAAGCCAAUCACAGUGGUGUUCAUGCUUUUCACACUAAGAUGAUGUAAAGGAGAAACAUUAAGAGGGUAAAUGCAGUGUUGUUCUGCUAUUAAUUAAUCCUGACUUUUUUUGUGUGAUUUUACAGGCUAAUAUUCUAAUUUGCUUUAUUUGUAUUUAUUUUCCCCUCUCUGUCACCUUUACUCAGUUGGUCUGGGGUGUUUGCUGCUUUUGAAGGAUAUACUGAGUUUUGUCCUGCUUCUCUUUGACCACACUGCUUUCAGCAGACUUGUCCUUUAACUGUCACUGGAGAAUUUGUUCUAGAUUUUAAGAUUUGGUAGCAAUCCAAGUGUCACCAAAUACGAUGAUUAAUAGACAGUGGAGUCUGUAAUUGAUGGAUUGAAUCCCCUUGUGAUUAUGGGACGCCACAUAAAUUGGGAAGAAGAUUUGGAGUUGCCCACUUCAAUUUUCUCUAAAACUUAGAAAGAAAGAUGCAAGGAGAACCAUUGAGGGUUAUUGGACUCUGUCCUGGACCUAAGUGCUGCAGGUGCAUAUGUUUGUUUUCAGUGUGAUUCAUUUGGUUUUCCCUCUGUUACUAUCAAGGAGUGAGUGACUCUGCUCUUGUCCUGGUUUGGUUAAGGCAGAGUAGGCUUUAGUUACAUUUUUGCCUUCCUCAAGUCUUUCUGUGAAAGACUGUCACAGGUGAUCAUAGUUUUCCUUUUAUACAUGGAACCUUUCCAGUUUUCAUAAUAAUGACAGACUGAAAGAGAAACCCCAAUUACAACCGCAAAUUGAGCGAAUAACCAACACUUGUAAAGUGUAUUUUAUAUAAAUGUGCAUAUGUGCAUUUUUAUGUAUAUGUCUGAGAAAGUGUGUGGAUUGAUUUGUCGACUUGGUGAUACCCCUUUUUUUUAAAGACAUGCCUCAUGAAUGUUUUUACAAAUGACUGAAUCAGGAUAUUGUAAGAUAUAAACAUCUGAAGAAAAACAAGCUAUUAAAUCUUUAAAAAGAUCAGAUAAUAAAGAAAAUGUAAAUUGA